Molecule: messenger RNA, 1395 nt
Organism: Fonsecaea erecta
Lineage: Eukaryota; Fungi; Ascomycota; Eurotiomycetes; Chaetothyriales; Herpotrichiellaceae
Exons: 6
Coding region: 1-1395 (464 amino acids)
Biological process (GO): secondary metabolite biosynthetic process
Molecular function (GO): FAD binding; monooxygenase activity
Source: RefSeq, a predicted model, not a curated record
AUGCCCGAAUUGAAUAUCGGGAUUUGUGGUGCCGGCAUCGGUGGACUGGCGGCGGCCAUUGCCAUCAGGAAAGCAGGUGCAAAGGUGACCGUCCUAGAAGCCGCUCCUGAGCUCGGCGAGAUCGGGGCUGGCAUCCAGAUGACGCCUAACGUGGCGAGACUACUCAUGAAAUGGGGCGUGGACAAAGUAAUUGGCGACGAUCUCGUGGAAUUCGAGGAGCUGAACAUGAGGAGGAAGGAUGGCACCAUGAUUGGGUAUACGAAGACAAUGCCUAAUGUUCGCAACUAUUUGAACGGUAUACCUUGGUGGCUAGUCCAUCGAAUGCAUCUCCACGCCGGCCUGGCAGAAGUAGCUCGUCGGGAGGGCGCCGACCUCGUUAUCGACGCUCGAGUGGAGAAAAUCGACUGGACCUCGUCUCCUUCUAACAAAGUCACCGUCACCACGGCGAAAGGCCAAUCGCGGACGUUUGACCUGCUCAUCGGCGCAGAUGGAGUACGGUCCACGGUCCGCAAAACCAUCAUGCCUCACGUCAAACCGGCGCCCCCGACAGGGAACUGUGCAUACCGAGCACUGGUCCCCUAUGACGAGAUCCGACGCGAUCCUGUCGCCAAGGAACUCGUCGAGAAACUCACCAUGGAGGUCUGGAUGGCCGAGAAGUCGUACAUUAUCUCCUACCCCAUCUCGGGCGGCAAGCUGUUCAACAUGGUUCUGAGUCAUCACGUGGACCACCUCGUGGAUGAUGUCCAGGAUAUUGACAUGGAGAAGGACUUUCGACAAACUUACAAGGACUACGAUCCGAGGAUCAAGAGGAUUGUCGACAUGGUGACAUCGGCCAGGCGGUGGCCACUGUUGGUCACAGGACCGUUGGAGAGCUGGUCGAGUAAAGAGAAGAAUAUCGUUCUGAUGGGGGAUGCGGCACACUCCAUGACCAACCACAUGGCGCAGGGUGCCGCGACUUCAAUGGAGGACGGCGCCUUUCUAGCUCGGACACUGGCGAAAGUUGUGGAGGACAAAAUCACCAUCCCGCAAGCAAUCGAGAUCUACGAGAAGACGCGAAUGCCAUUCGUGUACUACAAGCAGCAAGUGUCGUUUAUCAACGGAGCCAUUUGGCAAGUACCAGAUGGGCCCAUUCAAGAGGCACGAGACAAAGCGAUGGCACCCGAAUUGAAGGGCGAGCAAUUCAUGCGCUCGCCGAACCUUUACGGAGAUCCCGUGACAACAUUGAGCGUGUACAAUUACGACGCAGAGGAAGACGCGGAAACCGCCAUUCGUGCGUAUCUCCAGAAACGCGAGCCGUACGAUGUCAAGACGGGCGUGACCGAUCGUGAGCUGGAGCGGUUCGUUGGGUGGUGGUGGCCCAAGCACAAAGUCCCACUGAGCGCCUCAAAACUGUGA